UUGCCGCUAUCUUUUCUCAGUCUAUCCAUCAUGGUCGUCAAUCAGCCUGUCACUCAUGUUAAAGUCGGUGUCCUUGCUUUGCAAGGUGCCUUCAUUGAGCACAUUCACACCCUGAACAACAUUGCUGAAGUCACAGAGGCGAUCCCUGUCAGAACCGAAGAGCAACUGAAUUCCGUCGAUGCUCUUAUCAUCCCUGGUGGAGAAUCAACCGCUAUGGCUUUGAUUGCUGAACGCUGUAAUAUGUUGGAACCCCUUCGUGCGUUUGUCCGAUCGAAGCCAACCUGGGGUACUUGUGCCGGUAUGAUUUUGCUUGCCGACGAAGCUAGCAAAACCAAGAGAGGCGGUCAACAAUUGUUGGGAGGACUUCACAUUUCUGUCAACCGCAACCAAUUCGGUUCGCAAAAGGAAUCUUUCGAGACCGAUUUGUAUAUGCCAGAAGUGCUUGGAGGUGAUACUCCUUUCCACGCUGUGUUCAUUCGGGCACCCAUCAUCACCGAAAUCAAGUCAGACAAGGUCAAAGUGUUGUGUAAACUUGGCAACCAAGUUGGUAGCACUGAUGCCGAGACCAUUGUUGCUGUUCAACAGAAUCAUUUGAUGGCAACAGCUUUCCACCCUGAACUUACUAGUGACGAUCGAUUGCAUCGAUACUUCGUUGGCAUUGCCUUGCAGCACAAGGCUUGAUUGUAUUCUUCCUUUUGUAACAUCUACCCUUCUUGCUUUCCUUUAAUUGUCAAAGAAAAAACUUUCAUUCGUUGUGUAAUUUAGGGUAUUCCCUCUAUAUAGAUUCCUGAUAAAAACAUACCAAGUACAAUACAGAUACAUUUACAAUCGUAAAUCGUU
Molecule: messenger RNA, 840 nt
Organism: Umbelopsis ramanniana AG
Lineage: Eukaryota; Fungi; Mucoromycota; Umbelopsidomycetes; Umbelopsidales; Umbelopsidaceae
Exons: 2
Coding region: 31-681 (216 amino acids)
Biological process (GO): pyridoxine metabolic process; pyridoxal 5'-phosphate biosynthetic process
Cellular component (GO): glutaminase complex; cytosol
Molecular function (GO): glutaminase activity
Source: RefSeq, a predicted model, not a curated record